AUGCCCAAGUCAGCACAAUGCCACACAAUGAAGAAAAUGCAUAAGGCUCAGGGUCCACCUGCUGAAAAUGCAGAAUGUGACAUGUUAUGUUCCCCUUCCAGUUUCAUUGCUGUUCCCAAUGGUGAUGAGGCUGGCCCAUCUAUAUACUCAUUUGAUGAUGAAAAAUUCAAAACUGAGUUUCAUCCACACAGCAACCAGCCUCUGCUUUGUCAAAGUUUUGAUGACAACUAUGGUGUUGGCAACUUUGAGUUUAUGGAGAUUGCCCUGGAAGCAAGCCUAAAUUGGAAACAAGCCAACACUUUGUUAGAUCUCAUUGGCCAUGUUGCAAAAGGGGCUGCUUGGGUGACUCUCAAGAAUGAUGUCAAGUUUCAAAAAGCCUGUGAUGCUGCAGCAGCAGAGCUCACACUGCAUGAUGGACAUGGAUUUGAAUGCUUCCAUGAUGAGCCCUGGACAGGCAACAGCUGGUGGGACAUUCAAUCCUCCUUGCCAGAAGUUCUGAAUGCUGUACCAUUUUCCUUUAUUAUUUACACCAACAAAACCAAAUUAUCAUUGUUUGGCACUGCAAAGGGCUAUCCUGUUGUGGUCUGUUGUGUGAACCUCCCAGUAGAGAUACAGAAUAGCCACACAAUUGGGGGAGGCUGCAUCAUUGGAUGGUUACCAGUCCCCAAGGAUGCUGAAGAAGAGGGCAAAUUAGGAUACAUAACUCUUAAGUGCAUUGUUUGGCACAAGUCAUUUUCUAGACUUCUCAGUGACAUUAUGCAGCACUCAAAAACUGGGUAUAUCCAUAUGUCACACCAUGACCAAGUAACCUGUUGGUUGUUUCCUGUCAUAUUGAUAUUGUCUGCAGAUUACAAGGAACAAUGUAUGAUGUUGCUUAUCCAUGGCCACACUGGCAAAUGCCCAUGCCCAGUGUGUCUCAUUCCAUUAGGGGAGCUUCACAAUAUUUCCAAAACAUAUCCACUUCAUUCCAUGGAUGAGGCACAGUGUGCCAUGCACAUUUACAGACACAGCCACACUGAGGGUGAAAAGGUGCUUAAGGCACUUGGGUUGCAGCCCAUUGAUAAUGUUUUCUGGCUCAUCUGCAAUUCUGACCUUUAUGGUGCACUCAGCUUUGACCACCUACAUUUUCUACAUGGUGGUCUAUGGGGAAAGCACAUACUAUGGGACAUCUUGAGAAUUCUGAAUGUCCUUGGGUGCAAUGCUGAAACCAAUGUUGAGAACUAUAAGUCUGGUCUUGUUUUCAUUCCAUGUGCUUACUAUUCUAUGCUACAGGCAAUGUUCUAUGCAUUGCUGAAUGUUUUUACCAGGACAGCCAUACCCAAAGGCUAUUGUCUUCUCCACAUCCUCACAAGUUAUCUCCAGCUGGACAGUUUGAUAGGUUUGGACAUGCAUACUGAACAAACAAUAGAAAUGAUAGAUGCAGAGUUGCUGAAAUUUGACAAUGAACUGAAGGCAUACAUUGAAUGUGUGAAUAAAUCUGGGUUAGAAGAGCUGUGGGUGGCCUGGGACUUUCCAAAGGUGCACCUUUGGAAACAUGUAGCACAUGAUAUCCAGAUGAAGGGUGCCACCAGGAACUACAGCAUGCACCUGAAUGAGAGUAUGCAUGGCCCUAUCAAGGAGGCAUAUGAGUGUAUUAUCCUACAUGUGGAUGAACAUAAGCUUUCUGCCAAGCUGCUCAGAAUGUGUGUUGAUAACUACAAAAACUGGACCCAAAUGCAAGGUGAACCUGCAGGCACUGAGGGUGAAUGCAACAAUGAUCAAUCUGGAUCAUUCAUGGCAUUUGGUCAUGUCUAUCUUGGUUCCUCUUCCAAAUCAUCUACUGUACAGGACACUGAGGCCAGUUGCAGUGUCUCUGACAUUGCCUUUAUAACAGAAUACAGAUACCUCAAAGUGAACUACAAGUCAUCUGUUGAUUGGAAAGUUGUUACUGACCAUCUGCAAUGCAAUCUGUCAUUCUAUGGGCAGCCUCAGUAUGAUUGCACUCUCAUUCAACUCAUGGGGACAGAAACUGCAUUUUUCCACCUCAUUUCUAUCUUCACCUGUGAUGUCCCAGUUGACAUUGAUCUCUGGCUUAUCUGCAUCAAGGCUGCUCCUCACAACAACCCCAUAUUCAUUCCCAUUCAAUCCAUUCUUUGUGGUGCAGUGGUAGCUCCUGACCCUUCAUGCCCCAGCAAGUUUUUUGUUGUCAAUCAUAUUGAUGGAGAUAUGUCUCUAGGCAUGAAAUCUCAAACAUAG
Molecule: messenger RNA, 2235 nt
Organism: Pisolithus orientalis
Lineage: Eukaryota; Fungi; Basidiomycota; Agaricomycetes; Boletales; Pisolithaceae
Exons: 14
Coding region: 1-2235 (744 amino acids)
Source: RefSeq, a predicted model, not a curated record